CUGCUUCAAACCACAAUUAUUUCACUAAAUGAAUCCACCUAUAGUCAUAAUCCAAAUAAUCAAAGUAAAAGUGACCCAUUCCAAUGUUGGUGGAUAACAAACCUUUUCAUUUAAUUUGCCACAUUAAGUUAAAAGUAUAUCCCCAUUCAAUGUAAACAUACCUCAUCUGCCUUUGGAAGUCACAUGGGUGUGACCCGCAUACUAGCUGCGUCGAUCGUCUUCACCGAGUUGCGCAAUGUGUUUUAGCACCUUAUUCAACCCGACCGCUCCCUUUUCCUACAUUUUAAAGAUUUUGCUUUGAGUUUUCAAAUCCAUUCGUGUCCCUGAUACCGCUUUUACAACGGGAAGCUGAAUUCGAGCUCGCACACAACAGCACCACCACCACCAACAACAACAACAACAACAACAAACCAAGAGUUGGAAAAGUUGAAGAAAAUUUUACCUGCUGGUACUUGAACUACACAUACACCCGGGUAGCCCACGCUGCUGGUCAUGGGGGACAUCAACAAAGGGAAGAAGGUGUUUGUCCAGAAAUGUUCCCAGUGUCACACAGUGACGGAGGGGGGACGCCACAAGGUGGGACCCAAUCUGUGGGGUCUGUUGGGAAGGAAGACGGGACAGGCACCUGACUUCUCCUACACACAGGCCAACAUCGAUAAAGGUAUCAUAUGGGAUGAAGAAACAUUGAAUGUCUACCUUCAAAAUCCUAAGAAGUACAUUCCUGGUACCAAGAUGCUGUUCAGUGGGAUCAAAAAGAAAAGUGAAAGAGUGAAUAUUAUCGCCUAUUUAAAGGACGCCACCUCCUAAGACACUGGAAACACCAAACACACUCAGUGGACAGAAGCAUUACACUGUACAGUUAGGAAAAAAACAGUGUGUUCUUUGUUUUGAUUUUGAGUUUACAAUUAACACAAUUUAAAAUAAGAUAUAUAUUUAUUACCACAUGGCUGCCACACUGUUUGUGUGUGUCGGAGAUUGUUUUUAAUUAUCUUAUGAGUCAAGUUGUGGGUUUUCCAGAUAUUUCUUCUCCAUUUUGAUUUUCUAAAAACAGAGUUGUUUACCCAAUUAUAUCCCCACCGUUUGUGUUUCUUCUACAGUCUCAACGUGUUUGUGUUAAAUGGUGCUGGACUGUCUAUCUUCUCCCCUCCUUCUUUCUUUAAGCCAGUCGUGGAAUCACUUUUAUUGUUAUAAAGUUGCACAUUCCUAUUUUUUUUAUAAAUGCAUGUUUAUGUGAACAAAUGUGUAGUUUACUGGAAAAGUCGUGUUUUUUUGGUUAAAGUAUAGCAUACUAACAAAUAGUUUAACUUAGUCUAAUGGCCUGUUGAAUACGUGAUUACAUUUAUGAUGUUCUUUAUACUGAGUUACUGUUUUAUACUUUGAGUAAAAGGAUGAGGCAAUAACA
Messenger RNA from Cyclopterus lumpus (lumpfish), 1402 nucleotides. Its product is annotated as cytochrome c-a-like. The transcript has 3 exons. Gene Ontology annotation, cellular component: mitochondrial intermembrane space. Gene Ontology annotation, biological process: mitochondrial electron transport, ubiquinol to cytochrome c; mitochondrial electron transport, cytochrome c to oxygen. Bases 493 to 807 code for a protein of 104 amino acids. The record is from RefSeq and is a predicted model, not a curated record. Lineage: Eukaryota; Metazoa; Chordata; Actinopteri; Perciformes; Cyclopteridae. Gene Ontology annotation, molecular function: heme binding; electron transfer activity.